UUAAUUCCAACGUACGAGACCUCAAACCCAAUCCAGCUAUGUCCAUGCUAACUAUGCCGGUUUCAAUGUCGAUGUCGAAGCCGAAUCACGACGUUUGUAUUUCCCGUCAUCAAAUAACAUCAUGUCAUGUAGUGUCUUCGGUUCGACAACGUCCACCCUACACCCCGAAUUACAUCCCGGACGCUUCCUAUGUACGCGUAUUUGACACCACUCUCCGCGACGGCGAGCAAUCCCCCGGUGCAGCCCUCACGUCGAAGCAGAAGCUUCUCAUUGCCCGUCAGCUUGUGAAGCUGAGGGUCGAUGCAAUCGAGGCGGGAUUCCCGGCAGCGUCGAGGCAGGACUUUGAGGCUGUGGAGAUGGUUGCGAAGGAGGUUGGCAAUGAGGUAGGUGAGGAUGGGUACGUGCCGGUGAUUUGCGGGUUCUCGAGGUGUACCGAGAGCGACGUUCGAGCUGCUUGGGAGGCAGUGAAGUAUGCUAAGAGACCAAGAAUACAUAUGUUCAUUGCAACGAGUGAGAUUCAUUUGACGCAUAAGCUUAGAAAGACGAGAGGGGAAGUGGUUGAGAUUGCUAGGAACAUGGUGAGGUUUGCACGAAGCUUGGGUUUUGAUGAUGUUGAGUUUAGCCCUGAGGAUGCUGGCAGAUCAGAUAAAGAGUUUCUGUAUCAAAUUCUUGGUGAAGUGAUAAGAGCUGGGGCAACAACUCUGAACAUAACAGACACAGUGGGGUAUACAGUGCCAGCUGAAUAUGGGAAGCUGAUAGCUGAUAUAAAAUGUAAUACUCCUGGCACUCAAAAUGUUAUCAUUUCAACGCAUUGCCAGAAUGACCUUGGGCUAGCAACUGCCAAUACAAUAGCAGGGGCAUGCGGUGGUGCAAGGCAAGUUGAGGUCACAAUAAAUGGCAUAGGUGAGAGAGCUGGGAAUGCUUCGCUCGAGGAGGUGGUAAUGACCCUACAAUGUCGUGGAGAGCAUGUGCUUGGAGGUCUUUACACUGGAAUUAACUCGAGACAUAUCUUUUCAACUAGCAAGAUGGUAGAAGAGUACACUGGAUUGAAUGUGCAGCCCCACAAGGCCAUCGUUGGAGCCAAUGCCUUUGCUCAUCAAAGUGGCAUCCACCAGGAUGGGAUGCUUAAGCACAGAGGCACUUACGAAAUCAUACCACCAGAAGAUAUUGGCUAUCAACGAUCCAAUCAUGUUGGUAUUGUUCUUGGAAAGCUCAGUGGACGUCAUGCUCUUAAAAGUCAACUUCGAAAGCUUGGCUAUGAGAUCGACGAGGACAAGCUCGACAACGUAUUUUGGCGAUUCAAAGCUUUAGCUGAACAUAAAAAGAGAAUUAUAGAUGCGGAUCUUAUAGCACUGGUAUCUGAUGAAGUUUCUAAGAAAGUUGACAUCGAAGUGACUGAAAACCGAACAUAGUUUGUGUGAAAUUUUAGAUUUUAUUAUAGUUGGAUCGUUUUUUAAGUAAAUUUAUUUAUUUACGUGAGAAGCGCAAGAACUCGCUUUUGAAUCUAAAACUUAUAUCAUUUCAUAAUAUUGGAUUAUAUGGAGACACGUGGAUAGACGUG
Cucurbita pepo subsp. pepo (vegetable marrow) is the source of this 1561-nucleotide messenger RNA. The record is from RefSeq and is a predicted model, not a curated record. Lineage: Eukaryota; Viridiplantae; Streptophyta; Magnoliopsida; Cucurbitales; Cucurbitaceae.